UCCAGAAAAUAAUUGGCAGGACGCAGUAUAUCUUCUGUUACCGGCUUCUCAAGGAUCAAGAUUAAACAGAAGGCUGAGCGAUUAUGGAGACUUCAGAGAUCAGGAAGUGAAAGUCCCGGAUUGAAGGAGAAUGCCACCUUACUAGGCUACAGGACCAGGGAGGAAGGGGACAGUCAAUCUUUGAGGGAGCCUCUGAGUUCACCCACGCAUGACGGUGCCCGCCGGGGCCAGACGAGGGGCAGGCUUUCCAUAACUCAAGCGCAUGACCAAAUAAGACGGUCCCUCAGUAACGAAGGAAGGGUGAAGACGUGCAGGUUACAGACUACGAACACACGCUCCAACCUGUCAGAGCUGUGUGCUCUGGUCUCUGGAGCAGCUUUUAGGAGGAAGACCAAAGAGGCCAUGUUUCUGAUCUGCGGAGCCAAAUCUUACACAGUUACUCCCACGCGACUGCCGCCAUUGGUCAGUGAGCGUGCACGUGAGGUGGCAGACAGACCGGACCCGUUGAUCAAGUACAGCCAGAUGGUCAGCGCUGACCCCUACCACCCGGACACCAACAAACAAGGCUACAUAGACCUGGGCCUUGCAGAAAACCGAUUAUGCCAAGAUAUUACAACUGAGAAACUUCGAUCGCUGGAUCUCACGAAAGAAGCUGAAUCUUUGCUACAGUACUACCCUAACCUGAAAGGCCUGCCAAGCUUUAGACAUGCUCUGGCUGGUUUCAUAGAGCGUCGCUUUCGUCCGCGAGGGAAAAUAGACCCUGAAAAGCUGAUCGUGGCGAGUGGUACAACCGCUCUCUUAGACACUUUGGCUUUCUCGCUGGCUGAGCCUGGAGAGUACAUCAUGGUACCGGCCCCUUAUUACUAUCGCAUCAACAACGACCUGGAGGACAGAGCCGGGGUGCACGUGCUGGAGGUACCGCUGUCUAGUAAGGCAGGGUUCGAACUGACGGUCAACAGUCUUGAGGCUGCUUUAACACUGGCUCGGCGUCAGAGCAAGAAAGUCAGGGGCAUGCUCCUUAUCAACCCCAAUAACCCACUUGGGGAUGUCUACUCUGAGAGCAUUUUGAUAGAGUGUCUGCAGUUCGCUUUCAAGCAUGGCCUACAUGUCAUCGUAGAUGAGAUCUAUGCCCUCUCGGUUUUUGACGAGAGCACUAAGUUUUGCAGCAUCCUCUCACUCCACAUGCCUGACCCUCAGAGAGUUCACUUCAUCUGGGGUGUCAGCAAGGACCUGGGACUAUCAGGCUACAGGUGUGGCGUGCUGUACACCACAAACGACCAGAUGCUGGGCUUUGCCACGAGGGUGGGGCUUUUUCAGCUGACCCCACCCCUUAUGCAGCGUCGGCUGGAGCACGUGAUCUCCGACAAUGACUGGCUUGACAAGGUGUACUUCCCCGCAUACCACACUCGUCUGGCCAGUGUCUUCACCGCUGCUUGUGCCAAGCUUGCUGCCAUGGGGGUCACAGUUCAUCCGUCGAAGGCGGGUAUAUUUCUUUGGGCAGAUUUCUCUCCAUUUCUACCUGAACCCACCUUCGCUGCUGAGCAACGUCUCUUCGAAUAUUUCAUUGAAGCGAGGGUCUACCUCAUGCCAGGGAAGAAGAGCUACUGCCCUUCACCUGGCUGGUUCCGCCUCGUCAUCGCAUCUGACAAAAACAGAGUUUUGGAAGGUCUACAUCGCAUUGAACAAGUCCUUCUGUCUCAGCCACUGAAGAAACUGACUUCCAGCUGAAGAACAGGUUGUACAUGGCGCCGUCACACGGCAACUAAACAUCGAGUUCCACGCUUCCGCCCCCAUUUUUCUCCCCUCCCACUUCCGCAAAAACAACUUCAGUGUUUUACAAAAGCAGACGACAGCUUUACAAUUUUGAAAUAAUGA
Molecule: messenger RNA, 1875 nt
Organism: Pomacea canaliculata
Lineage: Eukaryota; Metazoa; Mollusca; Gastropoda; Architaenioglossa; Ampullariidae
Product: 1-aminocyclopropane-1-carboxylate synthase-like protein 1
Exons: 16
Coding region: 403-1728 (441 amino acids)
Biological process (GO): biosynthetic process; amino acid metabolic process
Molecular function (GO): pyridoxal phosphate binding; transaminase activity
Source: RefSeq, a predicted model, not a curated record